CCACCACCAUCUCGCCAAACGCCCGGCCGACGCGCGGAGCAUCCAUGUCACUGCCGAGGGCGACGGAGACUCGCGGUUCAAAAUGCUACGGUGCACGCAACCACGUUUUAUCCCGGCCCACGACGCCGGGGCGGAGCCUCACGCUAUCCUCGUCGGCCCAUCAUCCUCCCUCGCGACGACGGCGCUCCACGGCUGCUGUCGACCGCCCACGGCAAUGACUACGGCGACCGACGGCUGGGACCACGAUCCUUGAGAGCCCAGCAUUGCAAGCGUCAACGAAGACCGCUGUCGCCAUGUUCAGCCAGUACUACCUCGGAGUCCCGUCGGCGACACCCCAUCGCGCGCCCAAACUGAGCCACAAGAAGUCCCGCUACGGUUGCCAGCGAUGCCGCCAGCGGAGAGUCAAGUGCAACGAAGCGAAGCCCGUCUGCGACAGCUGCGAGCGGCACUGCGCCACAUGCUUCUACGACCGCGUCCCGCCCCAGGAACGCUGCAUGGUGCCCGCCGCCCCUUUCGUCCAGGGCACCGCCGAGGCCCGCGUCGCCGCCGCCAUGGCCCGGCCCAAGGACUCCGUCGCCGAGCCCGAUGACCCGCCCGAGACGCGUGAGCGCCGCAUGAUCGAGGUCCGCCUCAUGCACAAGUACCUGACGGAGACGGGCGAGACGGUUGCCAUCGACGACAAGACGCUCUUCAUGUACGCCGCCCUCGUGCCCAAGCUGGCCCUCGGCUCCGACGCCUUGCUCUACUGCAUGAACUCGCUCGCCGCCCUGCACAUUGCCGUCUCCUCUGGCGACGACCGCGAGCCAGCCGCUGUCGACGCCCAUCGCAAGUACCUCUCCAUGGCCCUGCGCGAACACAACAAGGCUCUCACCAGCAUCUCGGAGACCAACGCCGAUAUCGUCUGCCUUACCUCGUCGCUCUUCCGCGUCUGCUCCUUUACGCUACUGCAAGAACGGAGCCGCGUGCCCUAUGAGCCCCCCGUGGAGUGGCUCAUGAUGAAUGCGAGCACCUCGGCUGUCGUCCGCGCAGCCAACAAGAUCGUCGGCCACGACACGCAGUCCGUCGCGUAUCGCAUGCUGCACACAAGCCCCAUCAUCAACAACCUCGAGGAACGCUUCGGCGAAGCGCGACGGCGCGGGCUUGAGCACAUCGUCGCUCGGGAGCCGCUUGGCCGUGAUGCCGAUGAACCCUGGGAUGACGAAAUUCGUGACGCCUACGAGACCACCUUGAGCUACCUUGGAGGUACCGUCGAGGCUGCCCGUGCUGGUGAGGAGCACGAGGUCUGCCGGCGCCUCAUCAUAUUCCCCAUGCUCGUCAAGGGCCGCUUCAUCGAGCUGGUGCAGGAGGGGCAUUCGCGAGCCAUAGUCAUGCUGUCAUUCUAUUUUGCCCUGCUGUCCCGCUACCGACACAUUUGGUGGAUUGGCGACGCGGGAUCUCAGGAAGUGCGCGCCAUGGCCGCGGCGCUCACGGGGGACUGGCUGGCCAUGAUUCGCUGGCCCCUAGAGGUCGUUAGGACGGGCAAGAUCCCACCGCUGCCGACCGACAACGUUUGAUGAUGGAAAAGUUGAAGAGGAAGAACAAUGUGGGAGUGGGCGAGGGGCUGGACAAAGCGGC
Molecule: messenger RNA, 1614 nt
Organism: Purpureocillium takamizusanense
Lineage: Eukaryota; Fungi; Ascomycota; Sordariomycetes; Hypocreales; Ophiocordycipitaceae
Exons: 2
Coding region: 294-1553 (419 amino acids)
Biological process (GO): regulation of transcription by RNA polymerase II
Molecular function (GO): DNA-binding transcription factor activity, RNA polymerase II-specific; zinc ion binding
Source: RefSeq, a predicted model, not a curated record